Messenger RNA from Cokeromyces recurvatus, 222 nucleotides. RefSeq lists its product as uncharacterized. The coding region runs from base 1 to 222 and encodes 73 amino acids. The transcript is spliced from 2 exons. The record is from RefSeq and is a predicted model, not a curated record. NCBI's taxonomy places the organism in Eukaryota, Fungi, Mucoromycota, Mucoromycetes, Mucorales, Mucoraceae. Gene Ontology annotation, biological process: mitochondrial electron transport, ubiquinol to cytochrome c.
AUGGUCGUUUCUCACAUUCAACCUGAACUUCAUUACAAACUCAUUUCUACUUCAAAAUUAAUUAGAACAACUCCUACAAUUGCAGUAUGGGGAGUAGCAACGGCUACUGCUUUAACAUUAUUUGCUCUUGAUGUUCCUUUGGUCAGGAAAGAUGUAUUAGGUAAAUUACCUAUGGUUGGACGUUAUUUCCCUGCUAAUGAAGUGCAUACUGAAGAAGAAUAA